AUGGAUUCCGAUCCACAUUCAUCUGCAUUUUCGUUCUACGAUGCCAGCCAGGAUGUUCAACUGAACCUCACGCCCUCGCAGGGAGAGCUCAGCUCCACGUUCACGCCCAUAGUAGAGACAGAAAGAGUCAAGGUGAUAUGGGGAACAACCAUAAAUAUUCAAGAGGCAUCAGAGCAGUUCAAGGAGUUUAUCCGGAGGAACAGAGACUAUUACAGCAUCCUUGAGCAGAUGGAUCUCACCCAGGAGUUUGUGUUUGAUCUUAACUGCGAGGAUCUUGACGAUGAUCUUCGGGGCCAGCUUGCAACAUAUCCCCAGGAGGUACUUCCAAUUCUCCAGGGCUCUCUCCAAGAGAUAUACACAGAGAACUUUCCGAGCUUCAGUGGGUCUAUUAAAAUAAGGCCUUUUGGGAUAGGAAAGCCUCUUUCGAUAAGAAACAUAAAUCCAAGUGAUAUCGACAAGAUUGUACAAAUAACAGGGAUGGUUAUCAGAUCGUCCUCUGUGAUCCCUGAAAUUGUAAGGGCUUUCUUCAAGUGCUCAAAGUGCCAGCGUGAGUGCUUUGUGGAGAGCAUAAGGAAUGUGAUUGAAGAGCCAAGCAAGUGCGAGUGCGGGGGGAAGUACACCCAGCAGCUGGUUCACAAUGCGAGCGAGUUUGAAGAUAAGCAGAUAGCAAGGAUCCAGGAACUUCCCGAGGGAAUCCCUGAUGGGACAACGCCCAUGGCAAUGACGAUAGUAUGCAGAAACGAAUUUGUCGAUGGACUUAUCCCAGGAGACAGAGUUAAAGUAGUGGGGAUCUUGAAAGCAACGCCUGUGAGGCUCAAUCCUGUGAUGAGGAAAAUUAAGAGUACAUUUAGAACCUAUCUUGAGCUUCUCAGUUAUCAAGUGAUAAGUAGAAGGACCGAGGAAAAAGACCCUAUCGACAAGAUCGACGAGCUCAGAAGAAGACCCGAAGUGUAUGAGAUACUGGCAAACUCGAUAGCACCCUCUGUAUGUGGGAUGGAAGACACAAAAAAGGCCCUUCUUCUGCAACUGUUUGGAGGAGUUAGAAAGGAGCUUGGGAGUUCGAGGCUCAGAGGAGACAUAAACAUACUUCUGGCAGGAGAUCCUGGAAUAUCGAAAUCGCAGCUGCUAAGCUUCAUACAUAGGACUUCUGAAAGAGGAAUGUACACAAGCGGAAGAGGGUCCAGUGCAGUUGGGCUGACGGCAAGCGUGGCCAAGGACCCGGAUACAGGGCAAUUCAUUCUAGAAUCCGGGGCUCUUGUUCUAUCUGACAACGGGAUAUGCUGCAUAGACGAGUUCGAUAAGAUGAGCGAUACGACAAGAAGUGUACUGCAUGAGGUAAUGGAACAGCAGACAGUCUCCGUUGCGAAAGCAGGAAUCAUAACCACGCUGAAUGCAAGGUGCUCGAUCCUUGCAAGUUGCAACCCGAUUGAAAGCAAAUACAAUCCCAGAAAAAGCAUAGUUGAAAACAUCAACCUUCCCCCAACGCUGUUGAGUAGGUUUGAUGUUGUAUGCCUUCUGAUAGAUAAAUCUGACGAGUUCCAGGACAGGGCAAUAGGCGAUCACAUUGUCUCUUUAUAUUCCGAGGGUGUAGCAAAAAAGGAGCAUGUUGAUGCAGAUCUUCUUAAAGCAUAUGUGAGGGAAGCGAAGAGAAUAAUGCCGAAGCUGACCUCUGAAAGCAUGAAGAUGCUGACACAAGCAUAUGUCGAUCUUAGACAGAUGGAUAACGGAAAGACAAUAACAGCAACAACAAGACAGCUGGAGAGUUUAAUUCGACUGAGUGAGGCACAUGCAAGAAUGAGAUUCUCGAGCACUGUUGACAGCAAAGAUGUUAGAGAGGCAGUAAGAAUAAUAAGAGAAAGUCUUCUUAUGUAUGCAAUUGACCCAUCUACUGGGAAGGUGGACAUGGAUAUGGUAAUUACAGGGAGAAGCACGUCUAGAAAUAAGAUGCUUGAAAGCCUGAAGGAUGCAAUUCUCCUUAUGGUCAAAGACAAGGUGGAAGUUUCUGAAAUAGUCAAGAGGACAGGAGCAGACGAAAAGAUGGUACAGGAGGCCUUGGAAGAGCUUGUAUUGGAAGACAAGCUGAUAGGCUCUACCAAAGAGUCUUGCUACGAAAGGGUAGGCAAUUGA
This is a messenger RNA of Encephalitozoon hellem ATCC 50504, 2127 nucleotides long. RefSeq names its product DNA replication licensing factor. The record is from RefSeq and is a predicted model, not a curated record. The transcript has a single exon. Gene Ontology annotation, biological process: DNA replication; mitotic DNA replication initiation; DNA strand elongation involved in DNA replication. Gene Ontology annotation, molecular function: single-stranded DNA helicase activity; ATP binding; single-stranded DNA binding. NCBI's taxonomy places the organism in Eukaryota, Fungi, Microsporidia, Unikaryonidae. The coding region runs from base 1 to 2127 and encodes 708 amino acids. Gene Ontology annotation, cellular component: MCM complex; nucleus.